Molecule: messenger RNA, 462 nt
Organism: Salvia splendens (bonfire salvia)
Lineage: Eukaryota; Viridiplantae; Streptophyta; Magnoliopsida; Lamiales; Lamiaceae
Exons: 1
Coding region: 1-462 (153 amino acids)
Source: RefSeq, a predicted model, not a curated record
AUGGCAGCCAGAGCCCUACGCUACCUCUGCGCAGGAAACGUAUCCGUAUGCAAAAGCAUAACAGAGUCACGCGCUCUGCUCUGUCUCGCCGUACGCCUAGAAAAGGGGGAAACCGAAGUGAAAUACAAUUCCGCCAUGGCAUUGAUGGAAAUCACCGCCGUGGCCGAGCAGGACUCAUAUCUGAGGCGAUCGGCGUUCAAGCCGACUGCUCCGGCGACGAGAGCGGUGGUGGAUCAGUUCCUCCGAAUCGUCGAAAAGGCAGAUUGCGAGCUCCUAAUCUCUAGCAUUAUGUCAAUUGGAAACCUAGCGAGAACGUUCAGAGCAACAGAGACGAGAUUCAUACCGGCAUUGGUGAAUCUGCUGGACGACAGGGAGCCGGAGGUGAGCUGCGAGGCGGCGGCGGCGCUGAACAAGUUCGUCGUUCAUACUGCUGUGCUAUCUAGCGAUGCACGUGCCGGAUAG